Molecule: messenger RNA, 1398 nt
Organism: Elephantulus edwardii (Cape elephant shrew)
Lineage: Eukaryota; Metazoa; Chordata; Mammalia; Macroscelidea; Macroscelididae
Product: solute carrier family 7 member 13-like
Exons: 5
Coding region: 1-1398 (465 amino acids)
Biological process (GO): amino acid transmembrane transport
Cellular component (GO): membrane
Molecular function (GO): L-amino acid transmembrane transporter activity
Source: RefSeq, a predicted model, not a curated record
AUGAAGAAGGAGAAAAGUGUUCAGCUUCACCGAGUAAUAGGAUAUUUCCAUGGAACCAUUUUUUUAGUCAGUAUGAUUAUAGGUGCAGGAAUAUUUGUUUCUCCUAGAGGGGUAUUAAAGUAUUCCUCCCUCAAUGUGGGGGUCUCCCUAAUCAUAUGGGCUGUCUGUGCUCUGGUAACAGUGGUCACAGCUCUCAGUGUUGCAGAGCUGGGGACCACCUUCCCUAAAAGUGGAGCACUGUAUUAUUGCCUCAAGAGAUCUCUUGGACCCUUUAUUGCCUUCUUAUUUCUCUGGGUCGAACUAUUUAAUAAUCCAGCAAGUAUUGCUACCCGUAGCUUGUUUUUAGCAGGGUAUGUUAUCCAGCCUUUCUAUAGUGGAUGUAGUGUUCCUGAGGUGCCAAAGAAGUGUUUAGCUUUGGCUAUUUUGUUGUGUUUGGGAAUUCUAAACAUUCGAGGAGUGAAAGAUGUGACUUGGUUUCAAACUACUGCUACAGUUGUGAAAAUGACAAUUCUCUGCAUCAUAUCUGUAACUGGAAUCAUGCUGUUAGUAAGAGGAAGAAAGGAGAACACAGCCAGGUUUGAGAAUGCCUUUGAUGCCGAAGUUCCAGAUGCCCUACAAGUUACAGAAGCGUUCUUCCAAGGACUUUAUGCAUAUUCAGGCUGGGCAAUCAUUACUAAUAUAGCAGGGGAGUUGAAAAACCCAACUAAAAACAUACCUAAAUGUGUUGUUACUUCACUUACCAUUGUGUCACUGAUCUACUUAUUGGUUAACAUUUCCUACCUAGCCGUGUUGACACCAGAGGAAAUCGUGUUCUCAGAUGCUGUUGCUGUGACCUGGAUGGAUAAAGUAAUCCCUUCUCUGCAAUGGGCUGUUUCAAUUGGUGUUUCAGCUUCCAUAUUCAGUUCUCUUAACUGUUCGAUAUUUUCAGUAUCAAGAAUACUUUUUGCUGCAAGUCAGGAGGGCCAGCUGCCUUUGAUCUACUCAACUCUCAAUAUGCACUCCUGUCCAGCGGUAGCUGUGAUUCACGUUCUCAUCUCUGCCUCCAUUAUGAUUUUCCCUUCAGAUGUACUCGUUUUAAUAAACUAUGUGGGAUUCACAAUGUGGCUUCAAAUUGGGUUCCUGAUGGUAGGCUUACUUAAACUGAGAUUCCUGGAGCCCAAUCUACCCAGACCUUACAAGGUGUGUUUACCAUUUGUAUUUGGAACCAUAGCCAUCUCUUUGUUUUUAGUUUUGACACCAGUGAUCAAGUCUCCAAAUAUGCAUCAUAUCUAUCCUUAUCUUCCUUGUCCAUCUCCUUGGUCUACUUCUUGGGCUGUUUCAGGGGCUUCUUACCACCUUUGCUGCCAGAUAUGGCGCCAGCCGCCCUUUCCUGAGACCUCUUCAUUUGCAUUCUUCUAG